Ooceraea biroi (clonal raider ant) is the source of this 2350-nucleotide messenger RNA. Its product is annotated as fatty acyl-CoA reductase 1. Lineage: Eukaryota; Metazoa; Arthropoda; Insecta; Hymenoptera; Formicidae. Gene Ontology annotation, cellular component: peroxisome. The record is from RefSeq and is a predicted model, not a curated record. Gene Ontology annotation, molecular function: alcohol-forming very long-chain fatty acyl-CoA reductase (NADP+) activity. Gene Ontology annotation, biological process: long-chain fatty-acyl-CoA metabolic process.
GGAAAUCUAUUCAGUCAUAUGCGUUUUCGCCUUUGAACGGAGACGAAGUAUUUUUUCACUCUCUAUUCUUUAACACUCAGUCUAACGUAUUUUUGUUUCAGUAUCAUAAUUCUCUUUCAAUAUUAAAUUAUUAUUUUACUUUCAAACCUAUCGGAUAAAUUUUAAUAAUUUCUAUAAAUAAUACUCCGUUAUUUAAUUAUCUUUCAAACACUAUCGUGACUUUAAUUGAUAUUAUUUGUGCGUAUUCUCAUUGUCUUUAUACCAUCGUUAUUUAAACAUGAAAGAAGAUACGACAAAUAUGUUCAUACCGGAUUUUUAUGUCGGUCGUAAUAUAUUUAUUACUGGCGCGAACGGCUAUUUAGGCAAAGCGUUAAUUGAAAAGUUAUUACGAUCUUGUCCCAAAGUCGGCAAAAUAUAUAUGCUGAUGCGACCAAAGAAAGGAUUAGAUGUCAACGAAAGACUGAAGAAGAUAGUGGAAAACAAGCUAUUUGAUACACUGCGAAAUGAGCAACCAUCGUGUUUCGAUAAGCUCAUUCCCAUAGUUGGAGACAUACAUGCUGAAAAUUUGGGAUUACGACCUAUCGACAGACAGAUACUAAUUGAGAAAGUGACCAUAAUAGUGAACAUUGCCGCGAAUGUGAGAUUUGAUAUAACUUUGAAAAAUGCGAUUUUGAGCAACACGAGAUCGGCGCGGGAUAUUUGUAUUUUAGCUCAGAAUAUGAAGAAUCUAGCGGCUUUGGUACACAUUAGCUCAACCUUCACUCAGACCGAUAAACCCGUGGUCAACGAGGAACUGUAUCCCUACGGUGUCGACUGGAAGAAGAUGAUUAAAGUCGCCGAGUCUGUCGAUGAUGAUAUCCUGACUACAUUUACAGCAAAAUGCGUGGGAUCGUUUCCAAACACUUACGUAUUCUCGAAGAGAUUGGCGGAAGAAGUGAUAAAUGACUAUUCCAAAUCAUUGCCCUGUGUGAUGAUUAGACCGUCUAUAGUCCUACCGACGAUGGAUGAACCGGUAAAGGGUUGGAUUGAUAAUUUUAAUGGACCAAUGACAUUAUACAUGGCUGGUGGCAAAGGAAUAGUGCAGGUGACGUACUGCAAUUCUGAUAACGAUUGCCAAUAUGUACCAGUAGAUGUAUUCGUCAAGGCUGUAAUAAUUGUAACGUGCAUACGUGGAACCAAAAGCGUUAUCGAGGACGAUACAUUUCAUAUUUAUAAUUGCUCGGACUUGACUCACGUAUCUAUAAAGAAAUUUGCUGACAUAUCUGCGAGACUUCUAGAGCAGAUUCCCUUCGAAAAAAUGAUAUGGAUGCCAUCAAACAGUACUACAUCGAAUUAUUUGAAAUAUUAUAUACUUAUAAUACUGCUGCAUAUUAUGCCGGCUCUGUUCAUAGAUGGAAUCUUGAAACUGCUCAAUAUAAACCCGAUGCUGCUAAAAUUGCAAAGAAAAAUCUAUAUGGCUACCACUGUUCUAGCGUUCUUUGUGCUAAAGAAAUGGCAGUUUCGUAAUGAAAAACUGAUGAAGGUGUUUAAUAGCCUUAGUGAGGAUAAUUGGAAAAUUUUCGGAUUUGACAAAACUUCUUUUUUGACACAUGAUUAUGCUAAAAAUGCCAUACUCGGAACGAAACAGUUCUUACUAAACGAAGACAUCAUGAAUCUAGUCGCGGUAAAACGUCAUUACAACAGGAUGAAAUGGCUUGACAGAAUAGUUCGGACAUUGUUUGUUCUUAUCGUACUGUGGAUACUUUAUCGCAAGAAUACGCUAUUUUACAUUAUAGGAGCAUUUUUUCCCCUUUCUGUUUAAUAGCUAUAUAUACUCGAUGAAAUUUAAUGUUAAGAUUAUUUGCGGAUUUCAAUAAAUUAUUAAAUAUAAUAAAUUAUUAUAUGCAUAUUUCCAAACAUAGCUUAAUUUUUAGCGAUGAUGGGUAGAAUCAUCUUUUACAAAUAUGUUGCACAGAAUUAGUAUUUUUAUAGAUAUUAAAUGUAUAAUCUAAAUAUAUAGUUUUACUAAAUAUAUAUUUGCAAAAUUUUUGGAAAAAUAUAAAUAUAUAAUUUUUCUUUUCAUAUCACAUGUUCAAUAUAUAUACACAAACUGAAAGCUAUACACAUUUCUAUCAAAUUCACUAAAUUCGAUCAAAUAAUCUUAACAAUAAAAUAUUCUAAAAACUUGAUAAUUUUCCUAUUUUGAUGGUGCUUGGUGUACAAAUUUAACAAUGCUAGAAUGUUUAUGUAUUACUUACAUCUAUAAUAUACUAUAUUAUAUUAUAUACUUAUUCUGCUCAUUCAGUUUUGAGGAACAAUAAAAAUACAAAAACUAAUAAUAAUGUAAAAUAAUAAAAACUAUCUUAAUGUA